AUGGGUGGAAGUGGUGGAGAGGGUGCUAAUGGAGGUUCUGGAGGUGGCGGCGGUAAUGGCGGACCGUCGAGAGGUAAUGGUGGUGAAGGAGGGCCAGGAGGACCUGGUGGAACUGGUGCUAUUGGUGGACGGGGAGGAAAUGGCGGUCCAGCACGGGUUGGUAAUGGUGGAAACGCUGGUAAUGGUGGUAUUUGCACAGAUGGUGGUACGGGGGGCAAUGGUGGAACAGGUGGUGAAGUGUUAGGAGUCGGAAAUGGCGGAACUGGUGGUCGUGGUGCCGAUGGAUGCCCUGGUGGGGAUGGUGGCAAUGGUGGUGAUGGAGGUGGAACCGUAAACGGAGUUGGUGGAAGAGGUGGAGAUGGAGGAACUGCUGGAACGGGUGGCACUGGAGGACGUGGAGGAAAUGGAGGUCUUGCAGUGAAUGGAACUGGUGGUGAUGGAGGUGAUGGUGGCAUUUGUACUCUCGCUGGUGCUGGUGGUGCUGGUGGUGACGGUGGACGUGUCUCUUCAAAUGGAAAUGGUGGAAAUGGUGGUCGUGGUGCUGAUGGAUGUCCUGGACGUGAUGGUGGAAAUGGUGGUAAUGGAGGCUCUGGUGGCGCGCAGUCUGGCUCUGGUGGACACGGGGGAGACGGUGGAGCUGGUGGAAUAGGUGCAAAUGGUGGUCGAGGUGGCUCGGGUGGGCCUGGUGGGGACGGCGGUAGAGGUGGCGAUGGAGGUGAAGGAGGUGAUGGAGGUGAAGGAGGCAAUGGGGGUUCUGGUGGAAACGGUGGAGAUGGAGGAAAUGGUGGUCCGGGUGGCCGUGGAGGUGAUGGUGGAGAUGGAGUCAAUGGUGGUGUUGGAGGCCAAGGAGGAACAGGUGGUGAUGGCGAAGACAACGAAGAUGGUGAAGAUGGACAAGACGCAGGAGAUGGUGGUGAUGGUGGGAAUGGCGGAACAGGUAUGAACGGUUUGGGUGGUGAUGGUGGUGUAGGUGGAAACGGUGGUAUUGGUGGUGAUGCCGCAGUUUUUUUCCUCGGGGGUAGGGGUGGUGCCGGUGGCCAGGGUGGAGUUGGUGGCGCCUCGAGCGGAGGUCGCAAUGCUGGGAAUGGUGGUUUUGGUGGCAGAGCUGGUAUUGGAGGCUUUAACCCAAAUGGAACGGGAGGUUCCGGUGGCAAUGGUGGAAUCGGUGGCGCUGGUGGACCUGGCUCUUCUGGGAGCGAAGGAGGUCGUGGCGGAGAGGGAGGUGCUGGAUCAAGAGGAGGAGUAGGUAGGAUUGGAUCAGCUGGUGGUGACGGGGGUGAAGGGGGGAAUGGUGGCCAAUCCACUGGUGCCAAUGGUGGUGAUGGUGGUAUAGGGGGCAUUGGUGGUAUAGCUGGACCGGGAAGGGCCGACAAUAGUGGUGUCCAGGGAAAUGGUGGCCGUGGUGGGGCAGGGGGUGCAUCAAUCGGGGGAGAAAGAGCUGGCAAUGGUGGAAAUGGAGGUGAUGCUACCAAAUCUUCUGUUAGCAGCACGAGUACCGGAGGACAGCCAGGUGGAAAUGGAGGGGAUGGUGGGAAUGGCGGACAGGGAUCCAAUGGUAGUGAUGGUGGUGAUGGUGGUGAUGGAGGGAUUCGUGUUUCGAACAAUGGGUUUCCAGGAGGCAAUGGAGGGGAUGGAGGAGAUGGUGGAAGCGGUCAAAAUGGAGGUGACGGCGGAAAUGGAGGAAUUGGUGGUGAUGCCAUGGCUGGCCCGUUCCAAGAUGGUACUGGCGGAUCAGGUGGCGAUGGUGGUGAUGGUGGUGACGCUAAUGCUGGUGGCAACGGUACAGGUGGCGACCUCGGAAUUGGCGGUACUGGUGGAGAUGGGUUACCAACUGGUCCACCGGGCCAGAACGGUGAGAGAGGUAUGGAUGAUAUUUAA
Messenger RNA from Sycon ciliatum, 1878 nucleotides. RefSeq lists its product as uncharacterized. The record is from RefSeq and is a predicted model, not a curated record. NCBI's taxonomy places the organism in Eukaryota, Metazoa, Porifera, Calcarea, Leucosolenida, Sycettidae. Bases 1 to 1878 code for a protein of 625 amino acids. The transcript has a single exon.